Molecule: messenger RNA, 7515 nt
Organism: Mizuhopecten yessoensis (Yesso scallop)
Lineage: Eukaryota; Metazoa; Mollusca; Bivalvia; Pectinida; Pectinidae
Exons: 14
Coding region: 434-5557 (1707 amino acids)
Biological process (GO): signal transduction
Molecular function (GO): protein binding
Source: RefSeq, a predicted model, not a curated record
AGCGUAGCUUAUUAGCAUCCACUUGCGUGCUGUUGGUUCGUGGAGUUUUUUCCUUGUGUUUGUCUACCCCUCUUGAACAUGUCGUAAAAUCAUGUAGUGUUUGCAUAUUACUUAUCGACGUGUAUUUCCUAAGGAUAAACCUAUAUCCAUUAACAUGUAUGUGCUGUCAUAUAAACGCCUGUAGACUAAAUGUUUCGAAAGUGAAACCAGGGAUUUAGUUAAAUGUAAACCAGGCGCCACACACCACUGACUUGUUAUCUACGUUAUUGAAUUGUUAUUCUUGACGACGCCCCCACUGGACCGUGACACCACACUGUCAUGUAUAGAUUCUGAGAGACAAAUAUGAGGAUGUACCGUCGCCAUUUAAAAUGAUCUAACUCAUCUGCUUAAAGGAAAAGAUUCGGAUACGAAUUUCAAGGUACUGGCCUUUACAAUGACGGAAAACCGGGAUAAUGGUCUGGUGAAUGACAUGCCUACCCAGGAUUAUACCGCGGUGGGUUUAAAUGUCUCGCCCCAUAAUGAUGAGAAUACCAGGGUAGACACCGACAACGGGGAGAAGUCGAACCAUGCGGUAGUACAACCAGAAACACCCACCAGUCCUGUCAAAUCAAGCCCUGAUGGCAGUGAGAACCAUGAAAAAAUAUCCGAGUCAGGAGUUGAUAACAAUCUAGGUGGUGGCGGCCAAGACGUAGUCAACACCAGCACAACUAGUGACGAUCCUAGUCAAUCGGAGGACGUUCAAAACAAAAAGGUAAACAAUAACUUCCAAGGCAGUCAAGGACCAGGUUCUGAAGGUAGGGAGGAGGAGGUUGUAUCUGCCUCGCUUUCAAAGAAGGACGUCGGUGAUGAUCCGCUGACACAUUCAGGAGACAUUGGUGGUAACAAAGAGAACCAAUCCGAACUGCCAGUUAAGUAUUUUAUGUCAGAUGAUAACACUAAAGACACAAUUAAAUCAGUUGAUGAAAGAGGGAAUAAUGGUGACAGUGGUGUAGAGUUUGACCAGAAAACUAAAGAAGGAAGUGAUCACGAUUAUUCGGACACUUUCGAGGAUCAUUCAAAAUCUGAACAUUCGGAGCCUUCUUUCCCAUCGUACAAUAGCAAAAAAGAGGACAGUCAUGAAAACAAAGUGAUAAUUGAUAACCAAAACGGGACAAAUGAAAAGGAUACUACUCUGGAAUUAGAUUUACGAAAUGAUGUUGAAUUAGAGCCAGAAUUUACAUCAUCGCCACGUGUUCAGAUAGCAGAGACUGCCGGUCAGCCUAAAUUGAACAAAGUUGACGAACACACUAAUCAGUCGGCAGCCAAUAGGGAAGCAACUGACGCAAGGCCGUCUAGUCGUGCGUCCGUAGUUUCUGACGACGAAAAUAGCCCCAACUCGGACAAAACAUUGACAGAAGGUUCAUGGCCUUCUUAUGAACAGACGGAAGACGGUAAAAGUGGAGCGGAGGUCAUCCAAGAAGACGCUGUACAAAACAUAGGUAAUCACGACAGUGAAUUCAACGACGUCGCAAAGGAGCAAAUUACUGUUGGUAAUCAAGAUAAUUUAAAAGAAGAAAAGCAUGUGAGUUUUUCUGAUGAUCCAAAAGUGAAAAGAAAAAGUUCUCGGUCGCCUGAACCGGCUGUGAAAGAUACAUCUAAGGAGUCAGAUACCGUUUCUGAGGAUAAAAAAGAGGAAAUUACGCCAAGGGGAGGCGACGAUACGCUAGAUGAUAUAGAGGCUCUAACGACCAUAUCAGAGGUUAAUCCUGUAGAUAUUGUAAGUACUCAAAAGCCUAAUGAUCAGGAACCAAUAGCAAAAAUAAAUCUCACUAAAUCUGAACUUGAAAAAUCAGAAAUGGCGGAUGACAUAGCACGCGCUGACGAUAUACCUAAACAUGAGGUAGGAAAUGAUACUGAUCAUGAAACAGAGGAAUUGACUUCUGAGGAGUUGUCUCGACCACAGAAAAAACAGAAGGAAGAACAUGAACAAGAUUCUAACGAAAUAGGGGAAAGGCAACUAAGUAAUACAUCAUCCCCUGAAUCCACAAACCAACAAGAACGCCAUCCGGAUAAUGAUGUGUCUAGUUCUUCCGAUAGAAAUGAGAAACAAGAAGUUGAACACGAAACAACAGAAAUCUAUCAAAAAGCCGAGGUAACAUCUCCGAAAGAGGAUAAUCCUGACUCGCAACAAAAGCACGAAAAACACACUGAGAUGGAAGAUGAAAUAAACGGAGAUAAAGAUCAACAACAGCAGCAGCAGCAGCAGCAGCAGCAGCAACAACAACAACAACAACAACAACAACAGAGUUCAGAUAAUUCUGAUAGAUACAUUAAUUACAAUGAUGUCUUGAAACCUUCCGCAGAAGAACAUUCUGUUCAGUCUGAAAAAGAACAACAACUUUCGGUCAACGAUAAAACUCAGGAGAAAGAUUACUUUGAGGAUACCCGAAACCAAGAAACUGAAAAGUCUAACCAUCCUAAUCAAGAAUCCGAAAGAAGCUUAAAGCCAGAUGAAAGGGAACUUGGUGAUCGCGAGGAAAAUGCGCAGCAGACAACAAAUGCUGAAAAUGAACAAACUAAGCAUCAAACAGAAUCACAAGAACCAGUUAAACAGGAACAAAAACCAGAACCGGAAGUUGAGCCAGAACCGGAACCGGAGCCAGAGCCGGAGCCGGAGCCGGAGCCGGUGAGAAUAACCCGUAAUAUAGAUAUAGACAACGCGGUUGACACAGUAAGCAAUGUAGAAACUAGUGUUCAGGAACUACUAGUUGAUAUGAAAGAACUGAUGGACAAUUAUCAUCACAAGUUAAAAUCACAACCGCUGGCAGAAUUCGUACAGGACCUGGACAAAUUCCGUGGGGAUUUUAAAUCCAUGCACGAUGCUUACCAAAAAUGUGAUACUAUGUUCAUACAUUUAAAUAAAACGCUUAAGGAAUUACGAGUUUUAGGGGAUGACUUCAACUCUCUAAUGGACCGAAAGUUUCGGGAGGAGGAACUUUCGACAUGGACAGUAGAGGUCGAAGAUGACGAAAAAGAACGAAUAAAAGCUGAACGAGUGGCCGCCACAAAGACAGCAAUAGCGAAGGCAGCAGACGCGCGAGCGUUUGUAGCAAAGGCGGCAAUUGCUGUGUCUGAAUCAAACUUGCUUGCCGGAGAGUGUGAAGCUGACGCCGCCGAUGCCGCAUCAACAGCUGCUCGAGCACUGGAACUAGCACAGAACGCAAGAAAGGAAGUCGAAGACGCUUUACAAGCUGCAGAGGAAAAACGCAAAUCGGAGGAGAUAGCUCAUGAACGGGCGGCAGAGAGAGCAAGGAAAAAGGCGGAGGAGGAGAAAAAGAAACAAAUCGAGGAAGACAAGCGAAUAGCAGUAGAAGCCAAGAGGAAAGGGACGUCAUUUGCCGAUGAAAAGAAGCGUACACUUAAUGAAAAAGCUCACAAAGAAGCUGAGCGACGCAACCCAAAGAACUGGCGUCGGCUUGUCUAUAGCGCUGAUGGCGGAGAUUUUGACCCUGGCGUUGGUUGUAUCCUUCGGGCUAUUGACAACUGUCUGGGCCGGGACGAUGUUAACGUGGUCAGAGUUGAUCAGAUGUCGGGAGUUUUAACCCUUGUGGAUAAUGAGGAGCUCAUUAGCAACAUCAUAAAGAUUACACCAACAGACGCUGAACGGAGAUUUACGUUUGAGGAGCCGGUGGCGUUAGCCAUUCCACACUGUCUACCCAGGGCCGUGGCGGGCAGAGAAGUCGUAGUAAAGACACGAAGUGCUAAUGGGAAAUGGGUGGAACUACCUACGAAAGACGCCGUUUUUGAGGACAUGAAGGAGAUGCGCUUUGGAGAAGCUCAGACUCGAAGAUUUGGUGUCUUUGCGGUGGUCCUUAGACUAAAGAAGGAUACACUCACAUUUGUCCGUAAAGGAAACAAAGUACACACGGCUGUCGAUGCGCGAGUUUCUUUUACGAGCCCCCCUGGCAUGUUCAAGACCAACACUAAUUUUACUGUGGAGGUUCAACAAAUUGACCAGACGGCGAUUGCAUCCCUUAAGCACAAACACCCAGUGGAAUGUGGCAACCUCAUGGCGUGUAGUCCUAUUAUGAAGUUCAGCAUCCAAAACAGGAAAUUCAACAAGACCCUCACCAUGACACUACCCAUACCUCAAAACCCUACCCGACCCAAGAGGCCUAGUACAGCAGUUGCGUCCGCGCCGAAGGAGGACAAAUCUGAACAACGCCCUGUAACGGCCCGACCACUUGUCUCAUUCAAUGCAAAUAAGGAAGAGGAGAUAGAAGAAGAAUUGCACCUGUUGGUUUGCGAGGAAGGUUGCCUGUGGACCAAACUAGCUGAUGUCAGUAUUGUACAAGCCAAGAAUAAAGACAUCGUGACCGUGGAGGUCAAGGAACCUCAUGACCGCUUCCUAGUGAUACGUACGGGUCUAGGAGUUGGUCCCGCAAAGCUGGAGACGGCAGCAACGUUGCUGGAUAGAUCUGUUACUCAAAGAUCUAUCAAUGUUUUCCUGCGACAGCUGAACACCAACCUUAACCAGGUCGCCGUAGGAUCCAGUAAGAUUAGCAAAACAGAAAAGGAACUGAAAAAGCUGGCUGCAGAAGGUUAUGAUGACGGUCCGGCACCGAGUCGUGAAAUCGUUGUGAAAGAAGGACAGAUGAUCAGACUUGCAUUUAGAGGAAAUGUACACUGUACAACAGAGAAUGCAGUGCUUCAGUUUAUUUACAACACGCACAUCAAAUCCAAAGUACGCUUCUCAAUCCUUGAGACGGAUCGUUUCGCACAGAAGGGAUUUAACUGUUACCGGGGUUUCUCUCAGAUAUAUACCAACGUGCUAGUGCCAAAGCCGGUCCCGCCCACCGACAAACCAAAGCAGAAACAGACAGUCGCGGAAAUGAUAGAGGAGGAGAAAUUAGUGGCCGAACUACUUAUGAGCAUCCCAAAGCCGGAACCUGAGCCUCCCAAACCGCUCUGCACCGCUCCCAUAAAGAUCAACGCAGAAGGUCCUGAUACACAAGACGUGCUCAUGUACCUGGCCGGGGAACUUGGCGAGGAGUGGAAGAAGCUGGCUCAGUACCUUAACCUCAAGAGCGUGCGGAUACAGGCUAUCCUCAGGCAGAACAACAUGAACCCUGACCCAAAGAAGAUCCGGUAUGACAUGUUGGUUACCUGGGCUAAGCGGAUACCGCGGAGUGCCAACAAGAUGGACAUAUUAGCUCAUGCACUGUUGGCCAGUGGACGAGGAGACCUUGCAGAGGAACUCCGAGAACGUGACGCAGAAUUCCGCCGCACGCGAAGUGUCGCUCUGCGAGAUACUUACCUGAACCGAGCCUUUGUGAAGGUAGCACAGAAUCCGACCGCCGUCAAGGAAUGGAAGAUGAUCGCCAAGCGACUUGGUGUCUCUGACAUGGACGUGACAGAAAUUGAGCGGACCAAACCCUCCAUCCAGGAGAAGUGUUACCACAGUCUUCGCAAAUGGCAGACGACGGUUGGCGAACAGGCGUCACUUCCGGUGCUUGGUGCUAAACUACGUUUGUGUAACUACAGGGGACUCGCAAGGGACAUCGAAACGAUAGGAUGAGGCGGAUCGGCUGUUGGAAUUAGAGGGUAGAGUCAUCGCCCUUUAUUCGAAACAGAAAGGAAAAUAUCUCUACCGCCAUAGCUUCAGCUUUUUCAGUACAGUGAAUAUUGCCUCAAUACAAUAUCACCCGGAAUCUUCUGCAGAGAAUGCAUGUAGUUAUCUAAAUAUACACAGUGGGAACUCGUUCCUGAUCAUACAAGGUGAACAGGGGGAAAUAGUUCCUGAUCAUACAAGGUGAACAGGGGGAAAUAGUUCCUCGUUGUGCGAUGUAAACAGUGGUAAAUAGAUUAUAAUGAUACAAUUUAGCUAGUGGGAAAUAAUUCCUACUUCUACAUUAUGUACAGUAUGAAAUAGUUCCUGAUUAUACAAUGCAUGGUUCAAAAAAGCAACACUUGCAAGUUGGUCCGUGUUAUUGUUCCCUCCACAUUGCUGGAAAAGCAUACUAUCCGUAAUUAUUCAACACAAUUUUACAGCCUACAUAUUUUACAGCCUACAUGUUAUGUUAGUACUCUCGCCAAGUCAUUCCGGUUGUUUGUUUUACACCGACUUGAUAAGCUUUGUAAUGUGAUGUAUGGUUGUGUAACAGUCAACACGUUAUUCUAUAGCUGUACGAUAAUGAAAGAGACUAUAUAUUCUUAUACAUGUAUAUAUAUAUAUCCAAAUUAUUCGUUAUUUUAAACGUUUUGAUAACAAACGUUUCCUGAUUGAACAAGUACGUUGUUUAUGGAUUGCUUCUACAUGCAUUCGUUCUGAGUUUACCUGUCAAUGUUUCCGUUUCUCUUGACUCGAACGAAUUAAUUCUGUGAUAGUUUUCGUUGUAAUGUUAUAUUAACAUGUCUACAAAUCUAAUGUAGUUUUCCAUCUAUACUUCAUUUUGUUAUUACUCUUUGGUUCUACACACACAUAUAUAUAUAUAUAUCUUAUGAAAUGGAAAUGUAUACCAAAACCCGUCCAGAUAGUUAUUUUCAUGUAAAGCCACGUCAGAAGAUGAUGCCAUUUACAUAAUGUCACGCGAAGAUGUCCCCCUAAAUUAAUAAGUUAUUUUUAUUUUGAUGUGUUUAUAUUUGUCUAUUUGUUUCAUUUUAGUAAUGUUAUCAUACAUGCAGAACACAUAUACAUUACCGUCUGUCUACAUUAAGUUGUGCACCUAUAUAAAAUAUAUAAGCAAUACCCGUGUAAUCCUGUUUAAAAUUAUUUACUUUAGGAAUAGCUGAAAUAAAUAUAUUUUACAUGUAUAUCAGUCGUCCUCAUUGAUGUUUAAAAUUAAUUUCUUCUGGUUCAGAAAUUAUACACGUAGAAAUAUCCAAAUUAAUUUCUUCUGGUGUUUUGAGGAAUAUUGAUUUGACAAGAAUAUGUUUGAAGGUUAUAUGUAUUCGUUGACGAUGAAACAUUCGACAUCAAACAGCAGAUCUGCAAUAACUUCUAAGAGAUGGGAGGUAACUCUUGUGAUUUUUCAACCCCUGCUGGUAACGUUAUACAGACAAGUCGCCUUCCAAUAUUUGAUCAAGAUUAUUAAUUAUUUUCAGGAAAAAAAUAAGACUCUUCAGAGUGUUUCACGAUUCUAUUAUUUAGGAUAAAUACUAAGCUUAAAACUUCUUUUAUUACACAUGUAAUGUACAUAUCAUCUUGAUUAUAAGUAUGCCGUGUAAAGGUGUAUAAUAGAUUUUUCCUACCUAAAGCUUCCUGUGUUAUUAUUGUUACCAAAGUAUCUGUGAUACGAAUGUAAACUACAAAUCAUUGCCUUUAGAAUUAAAAAAUAUUUCAUAUGAAUAAUGUUUUCCAUGUGUUUUUAUAUAGGCUAUAUAACUGUAAAUCGCAGAUAUUUUGUGAAUCACGUAUUUUCCUGAUUUUGAUUCCAAUGGCUUAUUCGCGCCGGUUUGAAAUUGCGAAAUGAAAAAUAAGAGGUAUGUAUAUCUUGUCAAAAUGUGUUUGAAUAAACAUAUGUGUGAAUAAAAAUU